Messenger RNA from Oenanthe melanoleuca, 1109 nucleotides. RefSeq names its product WW domain-binding protein 11-like. The coding region runs from base 1 to 747 and encodes 248 amino acids. The record is from RefSeq and is a predicted model, not a curated record. The transcript has 4 exons. Lineage: Eukaryota; Metazoa; Chordata; Aves; Passeriformes; Muscicapidae.
AUGUCAGAGCAGAUAUCCACCCAGCAGCCCACAGAGGAUCCCACACCAGAGAAGGAGCAGUUAUCUUUACAUCAAGCAAGCACUAAGCUAGCCUCCAAAACUUCAGAUCUGUCAGCCCCUCUGAAAGCCCCGGCCCACCUCUCCGAGCCGCCGGGGAGAAAAGGCGCCGCUCCCCCGCCCGCACCCCCGGCCCGGCCCGGCCCGGCCCGGCCCGGCCCGGCUCCCCUCCUUUGGCCCGCACCCCCGGCCCGGCUCCCCUCCUUUGGCCCUUUCCCCGGCCCACACCCCGGGCCCUUUCCCCGGCCCUCCCUUGCCCCCCCGAGCCGGGCAGCGCCGGGACACGGCCGGCGGGGCCGGAGCCGCGGGGCAGCCGCUGCCGGGCCCCGAGGGCUGCGGGGCUGCAGGUGGGCCCGGGAGGGAUGGGCACCAUGCUCGUCCUUGAAGGUGCCUUCCUGCCGCUCUCCUCACCCCUGCAUCCCGGGAGGCUGGGGACAGUCCCUAGAGAGGGACACAAGUGCCGCUGCCCGUAGAGCAGAGCCUGCCUGGGAAGUCUGCUCUCCUUGCCACGGUGACACCCGAGCGGAGCCUUUUCCUCGGGAAGCGGGCGCCACGUUCUGCAGACUGAAUCCUCACAAAGGAGAAAGUUCAUUUAAAGAAAGUAUUUCUUUUUUGAAGCCGAUGCUCCGACUUUCGUUAAGUGUAGUUCAACUUCACAUCCUGCUUUUCCUCCAGAAGGAGUUUGUAUGAUGAACACAGGAUGAACGUGUACUGCCCCAGAGAGGGAGAGGAUUGAAGAGCUCAGCUUUAGCCAGUCCCAUUCACCUUGGAUGUGCAGGCAUCCCAGCAGGUUGCAGCAAGCUCCAUCCCAACCACACAAAUGCUCUCAGGCAUCAAGCCACUGUGUUUGUUCCUAUUGUACCUGGAAUGUUAGCAAUUGAAAAUGAGAUGUCUGCUCAGCUGACAUAUUCACGAUGUACAAAGCAUUGAAAGAAAUUAAAGAUGCAAAAGCAAUGUUGAAACAACCAAAUUUUUCCCCCUUUCAGCUGUUUGAAUAGCAAGCUGCUUCUUUCUUUCCUAUUAAUCUACACUGAUAAUAAAAAGGAAUUUUU